Molecule: messenger RNA, 1373 nt
Organism: Linum tenue
Lineage: Eukaryota; Viridiplantae; Streptophyta; Magnoliopsida; Malpighiales; Linaceae
Source: the annotation of a GenBank genome assembly
CUUCUCCUCAAUCCUUAAUGGAGCAUAGUUAUAGAUGGAAGCCAAUGAUUCAUUAGUCAUCAAAGCUCCUAAGAAAUCCCCAUUGCUGCCAAGACUCGUGGUGCUGGCAUUUGCCAUGGUCUGUGGAGUCUACAUUUGCUUCAUAUGCUUAAAACAGAUCAACACCAACAAUGGCGGCAGCACCACCAGCAACAAAUUCCUCGACGUCAAAGUCGUACACCAGCUCUGCAACUCUUCCGGCAUUGAACAAUGGGAGAUCCCUUUGGUCCACUACCCGAAUCCUGUCACGUUUAGCAGGGAGGAAUGCGUGUGCAAUCCGGUGAGGUACUUCGCGAUCCUGUCGAUGCAGAGAUCGGGGAGCGGGUGGUUCGAGACGUUGAUGAACAGCCACAUCAAUGUCAGCUCCAAUGGCGAGAUCUUCGGGAAGAAAGAUCGAAGGGCGAAUGUUACGGCCAUUGUUAAUGUGCUGGACAGAGUUUACAAUCUGGAUUGGUUCAGUAGUGCUUCCAAGAACGAGUGUAAUGCUGCUGUUGGAUUCAAAUGGAUGCUUAAUCAGGGGGUGUUGGAACAUCAUGAAGGGAUAGUGGACUACUUCAACAUGAAUGGAGUUCAUGCAAUUUUCCUGUUCAGGAGGAACUUGAUUCGGAGGUUGAUAUCUGUGCUGGCCAAUUCCUAUGAUAAGAGCAAGAAACCUUUGAAUGGAACCCACAAGUCUCAUGUCCAUUCAGUCGCCGAGGCCAAAGUUCUGGCGAAGUACAAGCCAUCGUUGAACGCCUCGACAUUGUUGGCAGAGCUAAAGAGCGUCGACAGUAGAGCUGCGAGGGCGAUUGGGUACUUCAAGUCCACCCGCCACAUCGUCCUCUACUAUGAAGAUGUCGUUGGAAAUAGAACAAAACUGAAAGAGGUGCAGGACUUUCUCGGAUUGCCCUACAGAGAACUAACGAGCCGACAGAUUAAGAUACACAGCGGAACAUUAGCAGAACAGAUAGCAAACUUCGAAGAAGUCCAGACGGUGUUGAAAGGAACACCAUACGAAUCCUUUCUUCAUCAGGAUUACGGAGAGAUGUAGGUUGUUUUCACUUUUCUUUUUGAUCAGGUGUAGAUAAAAAUAACCCCCCCUGGCUACUGCCUCAGUUUCAGAAAGUUCUUUUCUUGUUUCACAUUUAGCUGGGGGUUUUUCCCCCACCCUUGUUCUCAAUUGUUUCUGGAAACAUGAUUAGUUAAAGUAGCAUCAGAAGAUGAAUCAAUCUCCAUUUCUUCCAAUUCUUCACUACCAUGUGUCGAGCAAGACUGUCAAUUCUAACCAUGAAGAGCAUUGUAUCUUGGCGUCGACUCUAAUUAGCUGAGAGAUAGAAUAGUAAGUUACAUAUAUA